This is a messenger RNA of Perca flavescens (yellow perch), 5362 nucleotides long. RefSeq names its product sperm associated antigen 5 (gene spag5). The coding region runs from base 184 to 5250 and encodes 1688 amino acids. Gene Ontology annotation, biological process: regulation of attachment of spindle microtubules to kinetochore; cell division. The record is from RefSeq and is a predicted model, not a curated record. The transcript is spliced from 25 exons. NCBI's taxonomy places the organism in Eukaryota, Metazoa, Chordata, Actinopteri, Perciformes, Percidae.
AACAACCGAAGAAGAUAAAUGGUCCAAUAGCAAAGCUGACAUUUAUGUUUUGAAUGAAACGCGGUUGAUGGCUGUUUGACGCAGGGUUUGUUUAUCCUAUUCUUGUAUAUUUUUGCAACGUUGGUUAAAGUUGGCUGGUGCAAAUUGGAAUCUGUAAACUAAGUGUCCCAACACACCGGAGUAAUGUCCUCCAGGAAGUCACGUUCCACUGGGGAAGGCUUGCCGUCAAGCAAAGGUGGAGAGCGUACCCCUCUGAGAAGUCUGCAGAAUGAAAUGCUGCAUAUGUCAACUCCAUCGAGGUUCAAAUCACGGCUCAAUGCUGAUGUUGUGAAACUGACAAUGGCUCCUUCUUCCACCAAAGUGAUUGAAAUCAAUGCUUCCACCAUUGAUGAUACUACUACUGAGACAGCUUGUGGACUUGGAGAUGUAACAUUUAAAUCUCUUGUCUGUCCUGGUGGGGAGGUUGAGGUUACAGGCUCAUCAGUGUGUGCAGAAGAGAGUAUCAUUUUGCCCAAGGACCAGGCUAUGAAAAACAUGCAAGAAACAGAAGAUACUGACACUAUAAUAGUUCAGUCAUGCAGUGACCACAUUGAUCACCCCUAUUACAAUCCUGAGAUGAAAGAUGCUUCUUUGAUUGACGUUGAUGCAGCAUGUCUCUGUGAAAUUUCAAACUCUAAACUAACCCCUGAAGACUUUGAUAAUAAACACGCCACAAAAGAUUUCAGAGGUUUUCAGAAUGACUGCUUUGAAGAGAAAGAUGUCACUUGGAAAUCCUUUGUCUGUGAUGGAGGUGAGGUGGAAGUUUCUGAUGUCACCAGACUACAAGAGGAGACCAUUCCUCUGCCCAAGGCACAGCUGGGUGAACCUUUACAAUACCACAGUGUAAAUUUAACAAAUCUCUCUGAUUGUGGCCAAUUAUGUCAAGCGGAACACGCAGAUCAUCCUUACUUUAGCAGUGAAAAUGGUGUUUGUGUCGUCACCACCUUCUCUGACACCACAAAUACUCCUGAAAAGCCUGCUGAUGGACUGAGUGAUGCAACCUUAAAAUCAAUUAACUGCAGUGGAGGUGUGAUUUCUGGUGGCACCAAACUUGCAGAUGAGGCUGUUCCUCUACCAGCUGACCAAACUGCAACCUGCAGUGAGUCAUACAAUUAUGGUAUAGAGUCAAGCAUGUUUGCUAGUGACCAAUAUGUGCAAAACAGUAAUGAUCAUUCAGAACACCCACACUGCAAUAUUGAAAAUUACCCAUUGGGGGAACCAUUACCAUUCAGCCUUGAUGUUGUGGAUGAGGAUAAACCGAUAAGCUUGGUGGUGCAAGAUUCUCAGAUUGGCGGACAAGCGAAGAAUACAUUCAGCUCUUUAAUCAGUGCCGGAAGGGACAUUGAAAUACCAAAUGGCACUCGAUUGUCUCAGAAGAUUUCCCCUCUGCCUGACAACCAGGCUGUGAUCUGCCAGCCCCUGGAUGACAAUGGUGUACCUACUUUCCUUACACAGGAUCACAUUCAAGAUGACUAUGAGAAACCUAACGGUCAUGUGGAAAAUGAAGAAGUUGUGGUAGAUCCUGACCCAGCAGCUGUCAGUAUGUCUUCACUGACUAACACAUCUUUAAAGGCAUUGAAUGAUAAAUCUGUUAAGUGUCAAACGCAAGAAACUUCAAAAAAGGAUGUGAUGCAUCCUGUGGACAGUGCACUGCCUACAAUGCUUUAUAGAAUGGAGUCUUCUGACAGCAGCCAUCUUGCAGUUUCGGCAGAGAUUCCAACACUUGUGGAAGUGCGUGAGGAACACGUCUCUCAAGUGCAAAUCAGCAGUGAACCCUAUAAAUCCAGUGAGGACAAAGACUGUGCUCUCAGUUCAUCUGGGAAUGGACCGAUUCUUUGUAAUUCUGCAGAAAAACCUCAGUCAGAAAACCUCCCUAAUGUUUUGAAAGUGCUGUCAGAAUGUCCCUCAGUAGCAUCAGGUUUGCCGUUUGGGUUCCUCAGUCCGACUGUUAGAAGAGCCUCUCUCGCUGUAUUAAAGGCUUUUAAGGGUCCUGCUUUUGACCAAUUUGUGGCUGAAGAUUCUGCUCUCAAGGGUGGAGCGAGCUUUUUGGCUGGUCCUUUUUCAAAUUUAGACCAACCUGGGUUAUGGGGAGAGCACCUGGUAAGCCCCAUGCCACGUCCUCUGUUUAACUCUACAGCACUAGAGUGCAAGACCCAGCCAGAUGUAGUCACUGAGCCCCUUGAUUAUGUGUGUGCAAAGCCUUGUGCAGUGUCCCAGUCAGACCCACUUACUGAGCCCAUUGAGGAUUUGGGUGCAAAGCCCUGUGCAGUGCCUCAGACUGAAGUGGAGGUUCUGGAUAUGCCUAUGAUUCCAGAUGGUUCCCUUCAGCAGCAGCUUCGGCAGAUGGCAGAGUUCCUUUUCUUGGCAUCAGGAAAGAUGGGUCCUGCUGCUAUCUCCACUACAGUUCUGCGUCCUGCUGCUGCUACUCCUGCAGAAUCCCACAGUGUAUGUGUGGGCACCACUCCUGUUAAAUGGUUAGACCACAGCGUCAAUACAUCUGGCCAAUUUGAGCGAAAGAGGGAUUUCUCUGUGGUUGAUUCCUGCACGCUGACUGACCCUCUCCUGUGGAAUCUACCUCCGGGCGGUCUUGAGGGUCUCCCCAGAAAAGAGUUGGAGCAAGGGUUAAGGUCUAGCAUGAUCAUGGUUGAGGCUCUUGUGCAGCAGUUGGCUGCAGCCAGGGCAAAUGGAUGUUCUUCUGCAGGCCCUGCACCCUCAGACCUGAGGGAGAAACUAGUGCAGACAGACCACACUGAACUCAGUCAGACCACAAUGUAUAGAGACCUAUAUUUGGAGGCUCUAAACAGGGUUGGUGAUUUGGAGAUGGACGAUAGUUCUCUACAGAAUCUUACCCAGUGUAUGCAGGACACGAGGGUCACCAUGACCUCUUUGAGUUGUGACACGGAUGCUGCUCUCUCUAACAUGAAGCAAAUGGGAAAUGAGAUCAGAGAGGACUGUCAAAGCCUUGUUUUACAUUACGAUCAGAUGAAGUCUCUGUUAAAGAAAACAAAGGAAAUGCAGACAACAAUGAUGCAGAAGGUCAAAGAUGCUCUUCACCAAAGAGAUGACAUGAUGAUACAGAUGGAGGAGGCCUUCAGAGAUAAGGAGGCGGCCUUCAGUGCAAUGGAACAGCUGAGGACACACUGCGCCACAGAAAUCUCAGAGCUGGAGAGGAUUGUUGGGUCUCAGCAAGAACUGUCAGCUGCCCUAGACCAGACUCACCCACAACAGGUUGCAUUAAACCAGGCCUGCGCUGAAAUGCUAAAUUCUGCUUCUGAUGUUUUGUCCACAACCAUGGAUGAACAAUCCAGUUUGAUGAAAGAACUCUGCACAGUCAGAGGCCUGAUGCAGAAAACUGCUCCCAUGCUUCUGAAGCUAAAUAAGAAGGCAGCUGCUGCUUUGAGAGAGAGGGAUGAACACAUGUCUGCAAGAGACCAAGCUGUGGAAGAGAGAGAGCAGAUUGAAGAAGAGUUAAACCAUGCUUAUAUGAAUCUCCAAACUGCCAGAGAACAGAUUAGUGAUUUAACUCUGCAGGGGACAAUUCUGACCUCAGAGAUGGGUGUGCUGCGUCAGAAGCUAACCGAAAGAGAGGAAGAGAGGGGUCCGCUGGAGAGGAAGGUGACGGAGCUGUCUGCCACGGUUUCCUCCACUUUGGCCUCCUACACCUUCUUGGAGCAGUCCCUUGAUGCUGAGACUACAAAGUUGAAGCAGUCAUGGAAAGACAUCCAGCUUGCAAAGGACCGAGCAAAUGAGUUGGAGACCUCACUGGAUCAGUCGGAGCAGCGCGUCUCUGAAUUAAGUCAGGCUCUGGCUCAAACAGAGGAGAAGCUCAGUCACCUGCAGCUCCUCUCAGAGUCCCAGAACCUACAGAUCCAACAGCUCCAGGAGGUUUGCACACAACUUUGUGGUGUGCGGGAGAUGAACGAAUUCUUACAGAUGGAGAAUGAGUUGGCGAGGGAGCAGGUGGUAGAAAGUGAGCGCACGCUGAUGGCCAACCUGCAGGCACUCCGAGAGAGGAACAUCCAGUGUGAGGACCUAAAAGAAGAACUUGGUCAAUUUCAGCUUGAGAACAGGAGUUUGCACAAGGAGCUGGAAACCACAAAGUCCAGAGCCAGUGCAACCCAGCUGGAGCUCGGAGAGAAACUGGCACAGGCGGUCACUGAAAUUACGUUGCUGCAUCACACACUGCGAGGACUGACAAAUGAACUACGUGCAGCACUCAAUGACCAGAAACCAGAACCACCGAAAGAUAAUGUGUAUCAUGCAGUCCACACCGCGGAGCGUCGUCACCCAUCUGCCUCCUUCGUCGAUAGCAUCAUGGUUGCAUUAACUGCUGAGGAGGAGGAAGACUCCUCAACAGAGACACCUCCUGGAUCAGUCCCCUCAGACACGCCAGAGCCUCUGUGUGAAACGUUGUUCAGCGAGACAAGCGCCUUCACACGUGUUGCCAUCACCCCUAAAAAGAAUUUCAGUGCGGUGGAGUUUGAGCCUGAGGAGGACGAUCAAAGCAGCAUGGCAGAGUUGUUUGCUGGCCUGGGCAGCACCGUCACGGAACUUAUUGGCACCCUGAAGCUGCUGCGACAGCGUAAAGAUGCUCAGCUGAAGGAGCUGCACAACACCAUCUCUGGCCUGCAGGUGGAGCAGCAGGCUGCAGACUACAGACACGAGGCAGAGGUGUCUGAGCUCAAUCACCAACUCAGUCGUCUGAACAGCCUUUUUGAGAGGGGAAAUCAGGCCCUGCAGCAGAAAGCUCAGGAUGAGAAAAUGGUGACAAAGUUGAUGGCAGAAAUACAAGAGACCCAGGAAACUCUAAUUAAACACAAGACUGACAGUAACGAAUUGCGGAAGGAGGUGGUUGAGCUUCGGCGUUCUCUCCAGCAGUCAAAGGUAGAGUCUCAAUUCCUGCGGGAGGAGUUGAGGAAAGCUGGAAGCCAGUCAGCUAACCCGGCACAUUUCUUGGAAGAGAAGAUCCAGUUAUUGAGAGAGGUGGAGAGACUGAAGUUGAGUCUUCAGGAGGGGGAGCAGGCCAGAGUUAAACUCCUCGAUAGAGCAAAAAGACAUCAAAUGAUCCACCAGACCAACCAGCAGAAAAGUGAGAAUGAGCUUCAGAUGUUAAACAAAGUGAUUAAUAAAGUCAGAGAGGCUCUGCUGUCUUUGCCGGUGGUUGUGAAGAAUUGUGAACAACUCCAACAACUUAUCGAGUACAUCGGCUGACGUGUUUGCCAUUGUCACCUGCGUUCAUUGUAUUUAUUCAGUCCCUCCAGAAAAAUGCGAUUUAUGCGAUCGCAUAAUUCAAUUCAUAAUCAGCCAAAGUCCACAUAUUUAU